Penicillium cosmopolitanum is the source of this 438-nucleotide messenger RNA. RefSeq lists its product as uncharacterized. The record is from RefSeq and is a predicted model, not a curated record. Lineage: Eukaryota; Fungi; Ascomycota; Eurotiomycetes; Eurotiales; Aspergillaceae. The transcript has 2 exons. Bases 1 to 438 code for a protein of 145 amino acids.
AUGUCAGACGAUACCCGCCGCCACUGGCACGGAUCAUCCGGCAAUCGCCACGAACACCACAACGCCUGGGUCGCCGGCGGAGCGAAAGGUCCCGCCGGACGCGCCCCUUGGGCUCUAACACCUGAAAUGAUGAGCAAUUUAAAUGCCAGACGUGUAAGUUUCCCUUUAAGUUCUCGGGGUGUCUCUCGGGUCUCUGACUCCACCGCCGGCGCAUCCGCACACACCCAAAACCAAACCCCCAACCCACCAACAGUCAGCGAACGCCGACGCUCAAGUGCCUCCGGAAACAACGGACCAGGUCUAUUUUCAAAUCUGCAGACGCAGAAGCGUGAGGGUGGUGGGUCCGAUAUGGCGGGGAGAAGGGCUAGUUGGAAUGAACAGUCUGCUAAGGGUGGGGUUUUUUCGAAACUUUGGCAGGAUUAUACGAGGGGUCAUUAA